AUGCUUCAUUCCCAGGUCCCUUUUGAUACAUCGUUAUCGAACCGUUUACCUGCUCACCAUACCAGCUUGCCAGCAACGAACCCCGCAUACGAUUCCGAAGUGGUUCAUAUACUGCCUCAAGUGAACUCUGACAGUAACCGGAUGGUCACAGUCUCCCCAGCCAAAGAGCGGAUGGCGUCAACGGAGUUGCAGGCAUUACAGAUUCCAGAAUCUGUCGAUCCUUCGGCUGACCAUGAUUUCCUGUAUACGUCUCGUAGCCGUUCUCCUGAAUCUGCCGUUGAGGAACCACUACCAGCACAGAGCCAGUCCUCAAAGGCGGGGCAAAUGGUAGAAACCCAAGGGGAGCCUGGUACCGGCCUGUCUGCGUCUAGUCUCGACGCGGCUGACAGAGCUGAUCCGGUGGCUAUCCUGAGUGACCCUCGAAAACCAGAAAGUUCUCAAACUGCUGUUCCACGUCCAUCAGGUUCGAGUGGCGCGCCGGCACCGCUGACCUCCGUUACUCCAGCAGCCACAGGCACGAGAGAGACGUAUGCAACGUUGGAAUCUAGUAUUUCUGGAGUUGAUAUCAUCACAAUCCCUGACAACCUAUCCGAUAUGAUACGAAAUCCUGGGAUACAAAGCCGUCGCCCAAUGAAUAGUGGCUCGAGCAGCAAUCGUCCCAGUUCCGGUGAGAAUGGAAGCGAUGUCAACAGGCCGAAAGCAACAUCGACAAAUAGUGCAACAAAGAAAAUAAUUGAUCUGACUCUGACACAAAGUCCUACCAUGUUUGACCUGUUCAUGGAACAAGAAGCUGCGGAAGGCAUUACGCCUGGGGCAGACCUCGCUCCCACGCUCAUGGAAGAGGCAUCUGUGUCGCAAUGGCCUGAUGCCGCUUCUCAGCUUCAGACAACACAGACAGGAGAGAAGGAGUCUCCGAGCGAAGAAGAAGGGCUAGGGAAUCCAGAUGAUGACGAAGAAGAGAAUGAUGAAGAUGAAGAAGAGGAAGAUGAUAUUAACACAGAAGAGGAAGAUCCACAGCCACGUCGCACGUAUCCUGUCCCUCUUCCUCUUCCCAUUCCAAUCAGCUUCCCAUGGCUUGGAGGCCUCGGGGGAGGUGGCCUUGGUUUGCUGUCUGUUCGUGGACCGUCUGCUCCACAACCCGACUCGCCCGCUGUUCCUCCUCUAGACCCCUCCACGGCUCUAGGCGUUGGCAACGGCGUGCAUCCGCAUCUUUCUCCGUCCAUGCCUCUGAAAGUUGAAGAGGGUGUCAUUUCGAAUAUUGCGUCAUCGACGUCGAUGCCAGCAUUGCGCGCUUCCUCAGCUGGAAUGGCACCUGAUACUUGGUUCGCCCCCAAUGCUGGGAAUCAAGUUCUGCCACCUUCCUCUGGGGCUUUUCUCGAGCGCACCACCGCUCCUCCCGUCUUCACGUCGGUAGUUCCAAGUACCAUGGUUCCUCGCAUUUUCGAAGCAGAUCCAGGCCUUCCCAUUCCUGCUUCUCACUCGGUUGGUUCGACACCGUCAAGUGCCCCCCCUCAUACCCCGGCGCUGGCAAAUGCCGACUCGGUGGCGCCACCAACGACUCCCCUCUCUGUGGCUUUCGGGUCCGUUGGGGCUCGCCCGUUUCCCGACACACUGCCAGUAGCCUCAGAGGUGGCUAUUGCCCGGGUUUCCCCUCAGAAUAGCUACACGACAGGCAGCACUGGCGUACAUAGCCUGAGUCAAAACGGAAGCACUCCCCCAGCCUGGCAACCAACGGAGACACAACACUCUCUUCCAGUGUAUGGAAACACUCUCCCUCCCAGAAAUCAUGGUCCGGGGAUGCAUAGAUCUAUUUACUCAGCCUCAGGAGACGUGUCGCCAACAUCUGGUAUUGGCGUGAAACCAUUAGUGGGGGGGGAAGGUACGAUAUCUCGGCUGAGUGUUGCGACAGCACGGGAUCAAGCGUUUGCGGCGUCAACCAGUCCCAGACUACCCAGUUUGACACAGACAGCUCCAGGCUUAUCUCUCCUGGACGAUGUCCACGCUCGGACGGGUUCAGCAGCUGGUUGGGGCAGCAACAUUGCGGGUGCCGGCACUGUCUCGUCUUUCAGUAUCCCCUCUUCAUUGUAUCCGGAGUCAAUUCACUCCGUAUCUUCCUUCCAGGGUCCUUCGUCUCUCCACAGUCCAGCAUUUGCGUCUUCCACUCUGGGUUCCCCUAUUUCUUCUGGAUCGCCGCAUUCUAGCACCAAGAUUCCCACACCAUUAACAACGUCCACACCUUCGUCCCCUGCACACUCUGACACAUCAGGAUCGUUGUCGCCAGUGCUGGCAUCGACAACCACUGUUUUGCCUGAGCUUCCAAAACGGACACAACAGUCGAUCACAAGUCAUGACGUCCAUGAAGUUGCUAGAUCAUCUCCCGGAAUCUCUUCCACUACUCCAGCGGGGUUCUACUCGGGUUCCGUCAACCCGUCGUCCUUUAGUACUGAACUGAGUAACCUCGUGUAUUCAUCCACAACUUCCUCGGCCUUUGACAGUCCAGCUGGUACAACAGUAUCGUCACGAGGAGGAAAUCUUGGAGGUGCCAGAGCUUCGCCUGUCUCUAUUCCUCGUGGCCCUUCUUCCCUGUCUCACCCAGGAGCCAGCCCUUCUCUUUCUACUCCAGGUGUUUCAGCAGGUGCCGGAAUCAAGACAAGAGAAGGUGUGGGAUCGGGAGGCAUAGCAGCUGCAGGAUCUGCAGCUGCUGGAGUGUCGCGGCAGUUGCCCGGUGCGGUGACGGCAAUGCCGGCCAUUGUUCAGUCAGCAGAUCAGCUCUUCACUAGCACUUCGUCAUUUAUUGGGGUCGGCAACUCACUGAUCAAGAGUUUCCCCUUCGAAGAGGCUCUCGAGUGGAGCCAGCAGAGGAAUGAAGCGAGGAAAGAACAAAAGGAGAAGCCGCCCACGCACUUGGGACAGCCGUGGGUUCGGUGCGUGAGCAGCGGCAUGACUUGCUGCAUUCCUCAGAAAGCUGUCGGCGGAGACUGGAAGAAGAAGCCUCCGUACCUAAACGAAUCUCCAGCAGAAAAUCGUGCGUGUCAAGCGCAUUUCGUUCCCAUGCAGAACGCGGUCUGCGCCUCCACCGCUUACGAGGUUUCGAAGAAGGCCAUUGCCGAGAAACAACAACGUAGGGACAAAACCAACAAAGUGGCACAGGGUGUUGGAGCAGCUCUCAAGACUACGGCGCUUCUAACCCAGCAAGGCUCUGACGCCAUGCACUCUAGCCUUGCUGGCAUGGAGCGUGCACAAGGGGAUCCUGCAGCCCAGGUUCAGGAAAUAAGAGGUGGUGUAAAAGCAAUUGCCGACCUCCUCAUGAAAACCAGCGACACGAGUCCUGCAAUGUCAAUGGUCACCAAAGCUCUGGAUGACCUCGCUUACCUUCAAAAGAAGUGAAGACAUUGAUGAGAUUCAGGGUUCUUUGAUGUCAGCCUGCAUGUAUAGAGAAAUAGGUACAGAGCCAUUUGUUGAUACACGCCUGGAUGCUUCCGAGGCAUAUACUUGUACCUACAGGUGUAGGUGUAGCUGCUCGAAACCUGUACAUAUAGAGAUAUGUCUGCACGCAGACAUCAACGCAAAUAUAUGUACGGAUACAUAUGCAUAUGCGUACAUGGUUGCACUCCCUAAAUAAAGUAAUUUUGGGGGGAAAUACAUCGUACUCAAAUCGACCACGGGGCGCGUUGCUAGCGAAAGCAACCGCUGAUCUGAAGCCCGCUGAAAAGCAGCAGCACCAACAGUCGAUGACAUUAAUUCGUUACCAAGAAGACAGGUUACCCCUCUUCGAAUGUCCAAUGACAGCGAGUGCAGUCAGACUGCGCAAUGCUGCCCGAGUUGAACCAGUUGGCAGCAACGGCAACAUUGAUGGAUGCGCCGAAAAGUGUGAGUUCAUCUAGUUGAAGGUUAUUGAACCGUGAAUGGGCUUGCCGCCGUCUCUCCCACGUUCUGCUUCCGCAUCUUCGUUUCCAAACACGCGAACCAUCUCCUCCAUGUGUGAUCCACUAUGUGUCACAUCCUUGGUGCUCGACAAACGCGUUCUCGUUCGUCUAUGUACCUCUCAGUGUUGUUUACAGGUUCAGAAGUAUCAUAGAACACCUUUUUCCCACUUCUACCUCUGGCUGGGGCGCACACGAUGCUUACAAUACGCCGUGUAUUUGCUAAAACAGUGUCCUCCGACUGUGUCCUGAUGACACACCAUACAUUUUGUAGCAGAUCUAGUCACAAUUG
Messenger RNA from Toxoplasma gondii ME49, 4215 nucleotides. RefSeq lists its product as hypothetical. The transcript has 3 exons. NCBI's taxonomy places the organism in Eukaryota, Apicomplexa, Conoidasida, Eucoccidiorida, Sarcocystidae. The record is from RefSeq and is a predicted model, not a curated record. The coding region runs from base 1 to 3387 and encodes 1128 amino acids.